UACUGUCAUUCUCUGAUUGUGAUUGUGAUAUCUAUCGUGUCUGCUUUUCGUUGUUUUGAUUUGAGUUACUCUAGAAUUGAGGAUCCUUUAAAUUAUAUUAAACAUUGCUUUUUAGAUACUUUUUGACUGUUACUGUUAACAACAAUUAUUAAGUUUUUCAAAACCGUACGCUUUUGGUGUAUCGAAACGUUAGCUAGCAUUGGUUUGACAAUGGAAAUGGCUGACACAGAAGCAGGAUCGAGCUCAACAGAAAAUGUAGCUCCAGCUGGCGAGAUUGAGAAAACUGAAAAGCCUGAAGAUUUUUCAGAACCUGAAGCUAAAAAAAGAAAACUAUCUAAUCCUCAGGACAAUAAACCAGACAAACUAGAACUGAGGCUCGGUGGUAUUCUUUGCUGUGCUGUUUGUUUGGAUCUUCCCAGAGCUGCUAUAUACCAGUGCACCAAUGGUCACCUGAUGUGCGCCGGAUGUUUUACGCACGUCUUGGCAGAUGCGCGGCUCAGAGAUGAGAUGGCGACAUGUCCCAACUGUCGCAUCGAGAUCAGCAAAAGUUCUGCAUCACGUAACCUCGCUGUAGAGAAGGCUGUGAGUGAGCUUCCCUCUGAGUGUCAGUAUUGUAACAAAGAGUUCCCUCGAAACACACUGGAACGUCAUGAAGAUUCACUAUGUGAAGAAAGGAUCACCAGUUGUCCUUACAGCCGCAUCGGUUGUCCGUGGCGUGGGCCUUAUCAUGAGUCUCAUGAGCACACAGCUGCGUGCGCACACCCACACCGCUCAGGCGCUGAGGUCAUGGAGGCGCUGGCUGUCAUGGACCAAAGAAACGAGGAAGAGAAACGCCUGUACGAUUGUAUUUUUGACUUGUUGUCUUACGAGAAGAUAACAUUUAAUGAUUUGCAGAUGAAACCGUACAGGACCGACGAGUUUGUACAUAAAUUGUUUUACGAGACGAGUCGUUUCUCAGCAUUCAACAACCAAUGGGUGGUGAAAGCCCGAAUCAACAACAGCCAACGUGACCCAACUCUGAGCUCAGAGCGGGACAUGACCUAUCAGCUGAUUCUUAAGACGAAAACCACUCUGCCUUUGAGUGUUCAUUACCUCGUUUUGAGAGGCCCGUUCGGAGACAUGAAAGUGAGUCCGAAGAUCCACAAAUUUGACUUCACCGAUGUAGACAAUGAGAGCCCGUACGUUGCGUUGCCUUUGCUCGACACUGCCGAGUGUAACCGCAUUCUGGCGGCCAAGGCAAUCAACUUCAGGCUCAUCAUGUUUUUGAUUACAAAGUAAAGAAAGACAGAUGUUCCAGUUUUGACGAGGAAGUUCUUCACCUGAAGCCAAAUUAUGUUUUGUAAUUACUCGGCUGUUUUGCUCACCACCUUCGCUCACUCACGUAGUCUUUUCACUUAGUGAUUGCGUCGUAAAUUGUUUUGUUUAUCAUGGUUUGUAUAUUGAUUUAUUUUGGGAUUACAUUAAAUUAUUUAAAACCAUCUA
Molecule: messenger RNA, 1482 nt
Organism: Macrosteles quadrilineatus (aster leafhopper)
Lineage: Eukaryota; Metazoa; Arthropoda; Insecta; Hemiptera; Cicadellidae
Product: zinc finger TRAF-type-containing protein 1 homolog
Exons: 6
Coding region: 211-1278 (355 amino acids)
Cellular component (GO): nucleus
Source: RefSeq, a predicted model, not a curated record